CUUCAUGUGUAGUAUCUGUAUUGUUAUAGCACAUCGAAAAGUGUUUGUGGAAGAUGUCAAGAAUGUGACCAACGAAGUGUUGUUAAUGUUAUGAGCUUGGUAGAAAGAAUGAUAACUAAGUUUGGUGCUAGUUGUGCCUAUGGUCUAGGUGUGCUGUAUCUUUUCAAUAUAAUUGUCGUUGGGGAUACCCAGUUGCUUAUUAAUGUAAAAAAUCAGGGUGGCGACGUUUUGCAGGAAACAAUUUCAGCAAAUGUAUCAGAAGACAUAGUAAUAUUAGAAUUCCAGCGCUCUGAUGGAACACUUGUGACACAACUUGUUGACUUCAGGAAUGAUGUACAAGUACUGAAGGCACUUGUAUUGGGUGAAGAAGAACGUGGCCAAAGUCAGUAUCAGGUUAUGUGCUUUGUCAGACAUUUUCACAAGGGAGACUUUAUAUCAGCAGAUGCAAUGGCUAAGCUUCGCCAGAAGAAUCCAGGCACUGUAAGGACACCAGAAGAAGACAGGGGACGCGAGAAUUUCACAAUGGAUUUGAUUGUUGAUGUGAACAAGAGUGGUGCCAUAUCACAUCAUAUUGCAGCUAUGUGUGGAGAAGCAUCUGAUGCUACAUAUACCAGAGAGCAAGAUUUGCAACUAUGGGCAGCACGUCCAGGUGCAUCACUGUCGGCACUGCUUGCCUCUGUCUCUAGGUCACCACCUGACGGGGGAUCACAGGCAGGACCUGUUCCCCGCUGCCUCGAAACUGCGGACCCUUGGCAUGCUUGCACUUGUAAUCUGGAGCUUUGUGUUGGGUGGUACCCUUGUGGUCUGAAGUAUUGCAAGGGCAAGGAUAGGGCAGCAGCCCUGCCUGGAGGUGGAUAUCGCUGUGGCAUUAAGACUUGUCGAAAGUGCAGUCUUCUCUCUUAUUAUGUGCGACACAAACAGCUCUGCCUCUGGGAUGAAUGACCCAGGCCUGUUGCUGGCUGGGCCGGCACCUAGGAGCUGGGUCCCAACAACUGAGCGUGUAACGAAUGCAGAAUGCACAUUGAGUAGUUAUUGGUGAUACACUAUUUUGAGUAAACUGCUCAACAACAAAAGUGUGAUGUUCACCUGAGCAAGCCAUGCU
This is a messenger RNA of Schistocerca americana (American grasshopper), 1102 nucleotides long. RefSeq names its product out at first protein (gene oaf). Bases 91 to 942 code for a protein of 283 amino acids. Lineage: Eukaryota; Metazoa; Arthropoda; Insecta; Orthoptera; Acrididae. The record is from RefSeq and is a predicted model, not a curated record. The transcript has 6 exons.